AUGUGAGAACCCAACUCAGUUGAUAGCAGCUCUGACGUAGUGACGGGAAUUUACAUUAUCAUUGCUUUAACAAUUUCCACAAAAGGUAUUUACUGCAACUGUAAUGUGGUCUUCAAGCUUAGUGGCGUGGCUUCUACUAUUGUCUUUAGGGGUCGUGAAGUCGAGACAUCGGGAAAUAUAUGGACAUUUCAACGAAAACCGAGAAAACCAAUCAUUGAGGACUAAUUUUAAAGAUGGAUAUGCUGCGAAGUUGGGUGAAGAAAGUUCCUGCGAUUUUGUAACAUGUGGAAGAGGUCAACAGUGUGAAGUAAGAGAAGCAGGGCAAGCUGUGUGCGCUUGUCGGUUGUAUUGUAAGCACCACAAUAAGCCGGUAUGCGGUACAGAUGGCAAAUUCUACAGUAGUCACUGCGAACUACAUCGAACAGCCUGUCUAAUGGGGAAAACCAUCCGAAUCGAUCGGAAAAGAGGGUGUUUGGUAAAGAAAAAAGAAUUACAGGAAACAACGACAGAAGACCAUACAUAUAUCACAGCAAAGGGUAAAAGGACAGAUAUCCCAGUUUUAUGGACUAAUAUACCGAAACCAGAAUUUACCGGUUUGACAACAACUCCCAAACCUAAGCCUGAGAAAGCCACAGAAUGUACCCAAGAAGAAUAUGAUUUCCUGAAAGAAAAUAUUUUACUACUUAACAAUAAGGAACUGACAGAUGGCAAGAAAUCAGAAAAUGAAUACCUUGUAAGCAGCAUGUUCUCUCACUAUGACCAAAACAACAAUGGACUUCUAGAAGCUGAAGAAUUAUGGCAAGUUGGUGAACGAGACCAUCUUGCCCGCUUAUCCACUGCUUGCAUAGUAGCAGACAUGUUGCUUUAUGAUGACACAAAUCAUGAUGGCAAAUUGAAUAUCAAUGAGUUUUAUCAUGCCUUUGGUGUUUCUGUUGUAACAUUGGAUAAAUCACUUGAAAUCAACCAUGUGAUAGCUCGUGUUGGGGAUAAUGUAGAGAUUAAGUGUGACAUCAGUGGAACCCCACCCCCACCUAUUGUGUGGCAAAGAAAUAAUCUUGAUUUGUCAAUUCUAAAUGAAGAAGGAAUAAAGGUGUUUGUAGAUGGCUCCUUGUACUUGACUAAUGUUCAGUUGGUUUAUGGUGGAAAUUACACAUGCUAUGCACAGAGGAACAAAGAUGUUUUCCAGACACACAUUUUACAUGUUCAUACUUUGCCUGAGGUUCAUAUCAUUCCAAAGCUGCAAUCACGAUCUCCUGGGGAGUUUGUUGAAAUGGAGUGUCAUGUGGCUGGUGUACCUACUCCAAAUGUGUCAUGGCUGAAGAAUGACUAUGAACUGAGAGUUGAAGAUGACAAGUAUACUAUUGUGGGUAAUGGAACUGCCCUCUUAAUUGGUAAGGUAACAUACAGUGAUACAGGAGCAUACAUGUGUGUAGCCUCCAACUCAGCUGGAUCCAUGAGAGAUAUUAGCUCAUUGGUUGUUCAAGAUCAACCUACUCCAACUGCUGCUCCUGAGGAGAGACGUUUCUUUGCCUUUCAUGAUUGGGGUGUGUCUGUUUACGAUCCUGAUAAUUGCCGCCUCUACCAUCAAAUGCAGAGCACCGAUAUAAUUCCUGGUACCCAGGAGUAUGUGUGUGGUGACCGAGGCAUCAAAUGCUCAUGGGGAAGGGCCAUAAAUGUGGCUGAUCGUUAUGUUUAUGUCUCACAACCUACAAAAGACAGAAUUCUAAUCAUAUCAAGGGUUCAGAUGGUAGUUGUAGAUGUGGUUGUUACAGAUAAAUAUCCUGUAGACCUGUAUUAUGUCCCUCAUCUUGACCAAAUAUGGCUCACCUGCUGGCGAGGUCCAGAUGAUCGAGGAACCAAAACAAUCCAAAUAAUCCGUGAUGCAAGUCAGAAGAGAAAACACCAUACUGUUCACCCUGAACCUGUGGAUGGACACUUUGACUUAGUGAGUGAACUGUUCAUCCCUCUGACUCAAGACUUUCGACAUCCAUGGAAAUAUGGCUUUGCUGUCCACACCAAUCAGAGGGGAAUGUAUAAACUACACCUGAAAGAAAUGAAAUAUGUGAAAACUGUGGAUUUAACUCCUUAUAACUGUGCACCUCGCAAUGCAGCUUUUGCUGCUGUUGGAGGAUAUAUUAUCUUGGAAUGCAUUGAGCCAAUCACCCAUCGACCUACAGGACAACUUGUCUUGGACUAUCUUACAGAUAUAGUUGUGUCUCACAAGAUUAACUUGUUUGGGAAACCUCAUAUUUCUCCAGAUUCUCGCUUUGUUGUAACUUUAGAAAGAACCAACACUAGUGUCAUAAUUUUUGCCCAAGAAGUAACAGAGCAAGGCUUGCAGUUUUUGUUUGAUGUGAAGACAACACUGCAGAUUAGUGACAUCGCCUAUUUCCCAUCUCCCACCACACAAAGUUAUGAUUUGUAUGCUAGCUCUUCUAAUAAGGAAGACAUCCUCUUUGUUGAUCUAGCCAAUGGGAAAGUAGAAAUGGUCACUGGCAUUGGACAAGCCAUGGACCCAGAGGUAGCAGAGUGGAAAAACACAAACCGGCCAAUGACCAGUGCAGGAAUCUUUGGCACUUACAUGGUGACCACUGCCAAUGAAGCCAUCUUUGUGGUGAAUGGUAAAACAAGAACUGUGAACUGUGAAAUUGGAAAUAUUGUCCAUCCUCGAUUGAUGGUUUGGGUGAAGUCAUCAUGAAGUCUUCUUUUUUGGAUGAGAUGCUGAUGAUUUCAUAUGUUUGUUCAGUUUAAGCAAGUUAAACUGUCAAAUUAGUUUAUUAUAAUGUUGUGGUCUGCUUGUCUACUUCACAUAGAAGGACCUGCUAAUGGCAACUUUAUUGAAAAUAUAUUAUUUCAGUAAAAAUCUCAAAUAUUAAGUUACUUGAUACCUUUUGUGAUUUAUGUUUAUAUACAUAAUUUUACUUCAUUAAGAACUGCAAGAACUGAAAUGCUCUAUCUAGUAACUUUAAUUAAACCAAAUGUAAGUUUUUCAGAAGGUCGGAGAAUAAUCACAUCUAUUUACUUAAAUUGCUUACCUUAAUUAUAAACUGUUAAUAACUUUUUAUUUAGCUCAGUUUUUUUGUUGUUGUUUUUUGUAAUCAGUAUUGUAUGAAUUGCUGAAAUUCACUUUCAUGCAUUUUCAAAGAAAAAUCUAGUCAGAGGUUUCUCAUCUCUAAAAAUAUUAUUUAAACUAAACAUUUUUUUUUAAUAUAGAUAUAGCAUUUCAGAAAAUAAAAAAUGUGUUUUGUAGCAUUAUAAUAAUCUUGCUUGUAAGAAUGAAAGAAACUUAGCUGUGUGUAAACUUACAGUAUGCAAGUUAUCUGUGUAGAAUUAUGUAAUUGAAACUAUUAAAUGAGUGAAUAACGUGGGUAUCUUGAGGCUUUGUGAAUUUUUCAAAACUUAUAACACUCCAACUAGUAAUGUAACUUAAAUUUUGGUCUGAUUCUUAUAAAACAUGUAUAUCUAAUAUAUUUAGUUUUUGAAGUGUGCAUCUAUUCUUGCAAAUAAAAUAUUUCAGUAAAUUCAGUCAAUUUUUCUCUAGAUGUUAUCACGCUGCAAUGUUUCUUGUGAAACUAAAUGUAUUUUCUUUGUCAGUCUUGGCCAUUGCUUUCAGUAAAGUUACAUAUAUAUAUAAUAUAUAUACUUUGUUUGUCUGUGUCAAAAUUUGCUAUUGCUUCCAGUGACAUUAUAUAUAUAUAUAUAUAUAUAUAUAUAUGCUUUGUUUGUGAUGUCAACCUUGGGCUUUGAUUGCAACAGUUGUAUGUAGUAUACCUUUUUUUUUAAGUGAUUUAUGUGUUGUCAUCAUGCAAAAAUAUUUCUUGGUUAAAACCUAGCAACAUUUAAUACAGAUAUGUUAGAAUAUAAAGAUUGUCUGCCAAUCUACAGGGCACAGUACUGCUCUAUUCUUCUUGUAAUUUAAGAAAAGAAACUUAGUUAAAUAUAAGAAUGAGACUGCCAGAUAAAAUCAUUACGAUUUCUUUUUUUUGUUGAAAAUCCGUAUUCUUUUUUAAAGAAGCAUUUUCUAAAUGAAAUAGUUUCACUUACUUGAAAAUUUUAUAUCGGAGAGAUUUAGAUUCUGUAUUUCACUCUCCCAAAUUUGUAGGUCAAGCAGUGUAGUUGAACCUUAUUAACUUCAGGCUUAAGUCACCUGUGCUGUGUAGUGACACUUACAUAUACUCACUUUUAUAAAUAUGUUAAAAAUACUUUUACAAUUUCAUCAAUAACAAACUUGGACUGCUGAUUUUUAGUAGUCUGUAUUUUUGUUAUUGUAUUAAACAAUGGUAUAGUGAAAGAAAAAAAAAAGAUAAAUUUUACUACAGGUACAAUUGAUGAUACUGCAUGUGUGUGUGUGUGUGUGAUAUGGCCUGAAUUACUAGAAGUUCAUAAAUAUUAAUUGGCAGCCUGUGAUUUUUUUUGAAAUAAGAUACUGUAAGUUUUUAAAAGUAAAGAUAUAAAAGAAUGUUGUACUUCAAAAGAAUACUCAAGUCAAUGGGAAGCAUUGGCCAUGUGUAAACACUGAUCUUUAUGGCUACUCUGAAAGUGUGCAAGUACAUUGUAGGUAUGAUAGAAACUUUAAAAUUAUGCAUAACAACCAUAUUCAUUGAACCAAGUUUGGGUUAUUCCACCAGGAUAGGUUUUAGUUUUGAAAGUCACAUAUAAAGCUAAUUAAGAAUCAAAUCACCAAGAAUAUAUUGUUGUCAAAGACAGUAUAUGUGAAACUGUUUAUCAACAAUAAUGUUCUGAUGCAUGUGCUAUGAUGGCAACAUAAAUAUCAUCCAACUGCCUUCUUCCACAAUCAUCAGAAGUAAUACUACACGUAGAAGGUUAUGAUAGAAAUUGGAUCCUCUUCACACUUUACAAUCACAAAUGGCUGAAGAAUAUUUUGAUUUAUACUGGUCAAUGUGUGCUAUAACACCAGCUUGUACUUUUAGAUUUGGGGAAUCUUUAAAGGCCAUUUUUGCCCUUUUAAGGAAAGUAAUUUUGGAGUAGCCACAAAGCUGGAAAAGUUGGGAAAUUUGAGAAAGGGGUAAAGAAAAUCAGAAAAUGCAGGAAAACUAUGCCCCCCCAUCUCAUUACAGGCACACUGCUUAGCUGUGCCCGUUAUUGGUAUGUUUUACCGUAAUCUUCAUCAAUCACUUAAUAAGAACUCCCGAGUGAAAAUAUAGUCAACCUCACUAUAUCUGAUACUUCCAGUGUUAUUUUAUUUGGCAAUAAUUAUCCAAUUCGUUAUAUUUCAUAAUGAGUUAUAUCACAUUCUUUUACAAAUAAAAAUGGAACAUUUUAUUGUCUACCAUAGUUGCAAUGCCCUUGUUUGUAGAUUAUUUCUGUAGUAACACAAUAUGAAGUAAUUAUGUUCUGAAGUUUUUAUUACCUGUUAUAAUCAGAUUACAAACUAAAAUGUUAUAAAUUAGGUAGAGUUAUAAUGAAAAUUGAAAAGUCAGCAUGUCAUAUACAUGUACACAUAGAUCUGGAAAAAAAUAUUUUUUAAAGUGUGACCACCUUAAAUUUUAAGUAUUUUCAUAUCAUGGGGAGAUGUACCAGUGUAACAGCAGAUGUGUGUUUUAUGGUAUGGAUAUGGGCAGUUAUUGAUCUUUUGAACUUGAAACCUUUCAUAGUAUAGAUAAAUAAUUGAGAAUGCACCCAAACUAUGACAAAGACUUACCAGUUGUAAACUAUUUAUUCUUGUAAAUUACAAACAGUAAUAAAGUGCAGAAUAAAAUCAUCUCUUAAAAAUUAUGUGAAGAGAGCUUGCACCAUUCAUCGUGGUGAAAGAUGUGCAGACUUUGAAAGUUACUGAAUUUCUUUACAGACAAUUCCUUGUGUUUAGUUCACAAAAAGUUUCAUAUGUGCCAGUAAUUAACUUAUUUAAUCUUGACAACCUGAAUGAAGAAAAUAUGCCAUGCCAUCUUUUUUUUUAUUAGAAUAUUGACUACAGGUUAGACUAAACUUUUCUUUUACUUCAUAAUUGAAUACUUUCCAGGGGCUGUGCAUACAAGAAGCUUGGGAAGGCUUAGCCUUCAAAAAUAAAUUGUCCCUCACAGGGCAUUAUUGUCACCAACUCAAAAAUACAAUAUAGUAUGUAUAGGGACAGAGAAAGAGCAAAAGAGGGUGUAUGCAUGAACUGAUUCUUAUCAACUGUGCAACCGCUCACACAUGACAGAAUAGUAUACACAAACAAAAGACUCACGCACCGCCACUGCUAAGUGCUAUUUGGAAACGAAGGUCAAAUAUAUUAAACUUCUUGGAAAUAAUAUUGCUGUGUACCUGUACAUACAUUUGGAUAUAAUGUUGGACCAACUUAUAAUUCUUUCAGUUAUUAUUGAUGUUUCAUUGUCAGUCAUGUAUGUGUAUUAAGUACACUAAAAAAAAUGGAUAGCUUACACAAUUUUGAUGUUUGUCUAAUUCCUGUGGCACUGUAGGUUUCAAUGUAUAAAAACCACAAUAAAGCUGGUCUUUCCAAAA
Limulus polyphemus (Atlantic horseshoe crab) is the source of this 6462-nucleotide messenger RNA. RefSeq names its product follistatin-related protein 5-like. The transcript is spliced from 15 exons. Gene Ontology annotation, biological process: cell differentiation; regulation of BMP signaling pathway; multicellular organism development. The record is from RefSeq and is a predicted model, not a curated record. Gene Ontology annotation, molecular function: protein binding; calcium ion binding. Bases 104 to 2698 code for a protein of 864 amino acids. NCBI's taxonomy places the organism in Eukaryota, Metazoa, Arthropoda, Merostomata, Xiphosura, Limulidae.